AUGAUUUUUGAGUGCAUCGAAAAUUCUCUCCCGUUAAAAAACACAUACAGUAAUAUUAGUACAAGGAGUGUUUUAGCUGUAGCUCUUGAUAAUCGAUCGAAGAAAAUUCUGAACAAACUAUUUUCCGAAGAAAAAGAUUACUUCGAAUGGGACUGUGUCUUGGAUUUACGGGUUUCGUUAAUGGAAACGGAGAGAAUAUUUGCAUUUAUGUUAGAGUUAGAAGAGUUUAAAUUAGAUGUUCCAAAUUCGGACGGUCAGUUGCUGAUACAUUUUGCAUCUGAGUACCGCCUAAUUAAGACUUUAAGUUUAUUAAUCCUUAAUGGUGUGAAACUGGACAUUCCGGAUAGAAGCGGUCGGCUACCGAUUCAUUAUGCUUGUGGCGAUGCAGAUGUAGAGACAGUAGAAUUCCUGCUAAAGAUUGGUGCGGAAAUCAAUGCUCCGGAUAAAGAUGGUCUCUUGCCCAUUCAUUAUGCAUGUAAAAAUUUUCACUACGGUUUUACAAUUAUAAAAUUUUUGAUCGAAAAAGGUGCUAAAGUAGAUUCCCCCGACGCAGAUGGUCGGCUACUGAUUCAUUAUGCUUGUGUCAAUGCCAAAUUAGAAUCAGUUGAAUUCCUGCUAGAGAAUGGUGCGGAAGUCAAUGUUCCGGAUAAAGAUGGUCUACUAGCUAUUCAUUAUGCAUGUAAACACUUUUACUUCGGCUGGAGCAUUAUAUCAUUGCUGAUCGAAAAAGGUGCUAAAGUAGAUUGCCCAGACGCAAAUGGUCGACUGCCGAUUCAUUAUGCUUGUGAACAUGGAUUUGUGACUGAAGUGGAGUCAAUAGUAACUAAUGGAGCCAAAGUGGAUGCUCCGGAUGGAAAUGGUCGGCUGUCCAUGCAUUACGCGUGUUUAAAUGACGCUUAUUGGUACAAAAUUAUACCAUUUUUGAUAGAAAUAGGUGCGAAAGUGGAUUCUCCAGAUGGGGAUGGUCGACUACCCAUUCACUAUGCCUGUGAACAUGGAAAUUUAGAUCUGGUGAAAUUCCUGGUAACGAAUGGUGCGAAAGUGACGGUUCGGGACGGUGAUGGGCAACUGCCGGUGGAUUACGCAAGUAAAAAUGAAAACUUUGCUAAAGAAAUCACUAAAUUUUUGACAGAGCAAAAUGAAAUUCCGUAA
Messenger RNA from Zophobas morio, 1152 nucleotides. Its product is annotated as serine/threonine-protein phosphatase 6 regulatory ankyrin repeat subunit C-like. Bases 1 to 1152 code for a protein of 383 amino acids. Gene Ontology annotation, molecular function: protein binding. The record is from RefSeq and is a predicted model, not a curated record. Gene Ontology annotation, cellular component: ciliary inversin compartment. The transcript has a single exon. Lineage: Eukaryota; Metazoa; Arthropoda; Insecta; Coleoptera; Tenebrionidae. Gene Ontology annotation, biological process: protein localization to ciliary inversin compartment.